AUGGAAACUGCCGCAGCAUACGCGGUGGUCGAUUGGUUUCAUGGCCUGGCAAAUAGUUCGAUGACCGAUGCUGAACGUGCAAGCUUGUCGCCUGGUUCUGACGAAUAUCGCUGGCGCGUCGGUGGCUCAAAGGUCCAGCCGGCUGUGGCCAAGUUACACAUCUACUUUACAGUGAUCUUGAACGUGGUCACAGAUGUUGAACUGAUGAGCAUUCCUAUCCCAAUGCUGGCGAAAGCGAAGAUGCGCUGGCUAGAAAAGACAAGAUUAUUAAUCAUCUUCAGCGGAGGUAUAUUUGUCAUGACUGCUGGAAUUUUACGAUGUGUUUUAAUUUUGACAGGAGGAUCUAAAAGUGCUGCCGAAGGCGCUGCCUGGGCACGACGCGAGUCCUUUGUCGCAGUCGCAGUCGGAAACUUUCCCAUGAUCUACCCUCUGAUGCGCCGUAUCGCUCGCAAGGCUGGGCUAAUCGUGAGCCAAGGCAGUUCCCGCGAUUACCCCAAAAACACACAAUCGCAUAGCGCUCUGCAGUCCACGAAUCGCAAGAGGUCCAGUAUCCCACUUGUGUCUCGGAAGAAUAACGAGUGGAACACGAUUGACGACGAGCUUGCCAGCAUCGAUACUGGCCGGAAAGAACCUGCGACACGCGUGACUGCCAGUAGUAACUGGGAUAAGUGCGAUACAAAUGGUCGGCCCACUGGAAUUCAGGUUGUUUCAGAGACGAUAAUCGAGAGAUCGGGCUAA
Messenger RNA from Penicillium verhagenii, 738 nucleotides. RefSeq lists its product as uncharacterized. Bases 1 to 738 code for a protein of 245 amino acids. Lineage: Eukaryota; Fungi; Ascomycota; Eurotiomycetes; Eurotiales; Aspergillaceae. The transcript has 4 exons. The record is from RefSeq and is a predicted model, not a curated record.